AUGGAAGGAUUUGCCUUAAAGAUCAUAGUUUUAAUAUAUAUUUUUAUUCAACCGUCAAACCUUCAACUUCUUAUCAAUGUUAAAAAUCAGGGUGGUGAUGUUAUGCAGGAAAAUAUAACAGCAAACGUAUCAGAAGAUACAGUUACCCUGGAGUUCUUAAGACUAGAUGGAAUAUACGUCUCGCAACUCGUCGACUUCACAAAUGAGGUGGAGGCUAUGAAAAUUGUGAUACCAGCUGAAGAAGAGCUGGGUCAGACUGGUCACCAGAUACUCUGCUUCCUCACUCACGCUGCCCAAGCAGACUUCAUUGCUCCUGAUGCUAUGGCCAAACUUCGUCAAAAAAACCCGGGCACAGUGAGGGUGGCAGAGGAAGACAAGGGCUGGCGACAGACUACUACAACAGCCUGGGCCGGGUUUGCCACCAGGCUAUUGUCUCCGGCAGCUGCGAGACACUGUAGUGCUGCUCGAGACAGGGUCUACUUAAGAACUGCAGAUCUUACCAGAUGGGGCCCUCGUCCUGGUCUAGAGCAGUCUUCAUAUUCAUCAGAAGUAACACCGUUUCCCUCACAUGUCCUAAUGUCGGACACUGCCGACGGUAAACCUGCAGUAGGUGUGUGUGUUGCUGAAACAGAUGCUGGCAAGGAGUGCAUCUGUCAUUUAGAGGUAUGUGUCAACUGGUACCCAUGUGGUCUGAAGUACUGCAAGGGCAAGCCUCAGGGUGGCUUGAGCUACAGAUGUGGUAUCAAGACUUGUCACCGAUGCUACCGCUAUCAUUACUACGUUCACCGACGUGACUCCUGCCUCAGCUACUUGUGA
Molecule: messenger RNA, 816 nt
Organism: Danaus chrysippus (African queen)
Lineage: Eukaryota; Metazoa; Arthropoda; Insecta; Lepidoptera; Nymphalidae
Source: the annotation of a GenBank genome assembly